CACACAGGCAAAGCGAUACAAGAGGCUGCAAGGAGCGGGGAGGAAGCUUGCUAUUGACAGUGUCCUUAAGCCUCCCACAAAUAACAGCCAUUAGUGGGAAGGUCAGGAGCUGAGCAGGCAGCUUGACUGAGGCACUGAGUGCCACUUCAGAAAUCAAGAGGCUAGCAAAUUUUAGAGGGAGUUUAAGUGGGUAAUAGCUAGCUGUAAAGGUACAGUCACUGUUGACAAUUGACUCAUAGGGUUUUUCUGCCUCCCCCCCUCCAGAAUAUUUUUAUUGACCACAGGUGGACUUAAUAUAUUUUAAGGCAACAAUUCUUCGGGUUCUUGUUUGUUUCUCUUCAGAUAUUGAAUUUGCUGCUUUUGAGACUUUUUUGUGCUUAAUGGUGGUGAACCAGAGGGAAGUUUAACAGAAAAGCUUUCAGGAGAUGGCGGUUCUAGAGGGGAAGGCACAUUUGUGUCAACAUAGUGCACGUUUUCUCAUCUUUUCUCAUUGUCCACUAAUGACACCCAGCUGCCAUUGAAGCUCUUUUCUGUUUCUUUUGUUGUUUCAGAGAGUAAGGUUUAUUGUUAUUCUUGAGUUAAGAAGGAGCAAGGAGAGUGGUACAUUUGUCCUCGGUAUUUGUAGGUGGUUGAAGAUUAAUGUGCCUUACAUUUUAAGUUUAGGAAGGAUGGCUUUUUCCUGCUGACUACUUUUAUGAGAUGACAUGAAUUUACCUUUCCAUUUUGGAGUUACUGUUUAUGUACAGUGCAUUUUGUUCAGUUCUGCUUUUCCAUAAAUAAGGUAGAUAAAUACGGUCUAAUAAAUAGAUGUUUUGUUUUAAAACUGGGUUUAAUUAAAAAUACGACAUGCUAUCGAGGUUAUAUUUCAUCAGGCUGGAAAAUGUUAUAGAAUUUUUCUAUAGAGAUCUUGAAUGAAAAAGUGGAAUUUUUAUAUUCAUUACUUUUUGCCUGAAAUGGGACAGGCUUUUUUUCUUCAUCUUUUUCUUUUUUAUGAUUUGAAAGGAUAUUGUAGAAGCUUCAUCCAGGAACUUUAACAAAGGAUUUUUUUUUUUUCUACUUACUGAGCUUUCAGAAAAGGUACACUUUUUUCCUUUUCCAUUCAGUUUCUUAUUGUUUAACAUCCAAUUGAGUAAUUAAUGCCCCGAGGGAACUGUAUUGUAAAUAGUGUGUAUUUAUUUUGCAAAUGUUUAUUGUGCAUCUUCUAUGUUCAAAAACCUGCUAGGUUUAUUUAUAUACUUUUUAGAGUGUAAGGUCACAUCACUAUGUAUAUUAUUUUCUCCAGGAGUUUAUAUGUGAUUAUAAAUAGCCCAGCACAUACUAUUUCUUUUAGGAGCUAACAUUUAGACAACACCUAAGCCAACUUCACAUUCUCUUACAGCUGAGUAUUUCUCUUUCUUCCAGUGUAAUUAGGGGGAAAAAAAUGUUUUCAAGCCUAGCAGUCUACAAAUGUUUAAGCAAAGACUAAUGUCAGAUACUGCAUGCUAUACCCGAAAGCAUUGUUGGGGAAAAUUCCCUGGGAAGGGCCCCAGCCUCUCCCUGCCCCGUGGACCGUCCCCGAUUCCCGUGCUGGCUGAAGUGUGCAUGAGUGUGUCUCUCUCCCCGUGUGUCUGGAGAGGGGUUAGAGCAGGGUGUCAUUCGGUGCCUGACAGUGGAACAGUGCAGUUGACUCUCAGCUCUCCCAUCCAAUGACAUGCAGUGGCUGAGAGUUUGAAGCUGAUGGUUGGGUCUCCAGUGCUGCCUGCACACCUGACCGGCAGCUGUUAAACCGAGCGAAGGCAAGCUCAGGGAGUCACAAUCUAUGCAUAAAUGAUAGGGGUGUCUGUGUAGAAGGUGCAAAAGAAGCUCUGACCCCCUCCUUCCCCCCAAUCUCCCCCUUCCCAAAUGAAAUGCACAGUUCAGCCAGCUUCUUAACUACACUACACUCCUGCUACUGGCUGCCAAGAGGCUCAAAAAUCCACCUUCACUUUUCAGUCAGAAGAGGCAGAAGUGGAUGUGAGAGAAAGAGAGACACUGAGAGACAGAGAGCCAAAGAGGGCAAGAGACUUGACUUUAAGAGACUCCUGUACUGACAACUCCAUGCAGUUCGGAACCAGAACGACUCCGGCUGAACCAGGGUUCAUGGGGACAUGGCAAAACGCUGAUACUAACCUCUUAUUCAGAAUGUCCCAACAGGUCCCAGUGGCAUGUGCUGGCAGAGUGCUGGGUGCAGACUUCUGCCCAAACCUGGAGGAGCCAGACCAGAGGCUGGAAGUCCAGGCCAUCCGCUGCACGCUGGUGAACUGCACAUGUGAGUGUUUCCAGCCGGGGAAGAUUAACCUGAGGACUUGCGACCAGUGUAAACAUGGCUGGGUGGCACACGCCUUGGACAAGCUCAGCACGCAGCACCUGUACCACCCCACGCAGGUGGAGAUCGUGCAGUCCAACGUGGUGUUCGACAUCAGCAGUCUGAUGCUCUACGGCACGCAGGCAGUGCCCGUGCGGCUCAAGAUCCUGCUGGACCGUCUGUUCAGCGUCCUGAAGCAAGAGGAGGUGCUCCACAUCCUGCAUGGCCUGGGCUGGACGCUGCGCGACUAUGUCCGGGGGUACAUCCUUCAGGUAGGGGGAGGUGUAGAAAUGGAGACCCAGCCCCCCAUAACUUCCAGUAACUGGCUUCUCCUUUCUUUUAUCUCCGCCCUCUCCUUUUUCUGUCUGCCUUCCCGCUGCCCCUGGACCUCCGGCGGGACCACCACAGCCUUGGACAAGCUCAGCACGCAGCACCUGUACCACCCCACGCAGGUGGAGAUCGUGCAGUCCAACGUGGUGUUCGACAUCAGCAGUCUGAUGCUCUACGGCACGCAGGCAGUGCCCGUGCGGCUCAAGAUCCUGCUGGACCGUCUGUUCAGCGUCCUGAAGCAAGAGGAGGUGCUCCACAUCCUGCAUGGCCUGGGCUGGACGCUGCGCGACUAUGUCCGGGGGUACAUCCUUCAGGUAGGGGGAGGUGCCGGGGCGGUGUCUGGGGCCAGCUGGAGGAGGGCUGGGGUAGGAGCCCUGGGCCAGUCCUGCCCUCCCUCCCACCCCCUGCAGGCCCAGGCAUGCAUGCCCCAUUCUGGUUAA
Odocoileus virginianus texanus is the source of this 3093-nucleotide messenger RNA. The record is from RefSeq and is a predicted model, not a curated record. Lineage: Eukaryota; Metazoa; Chordata; Mammalia; Artiodactyla; Cervidae.